This is a messenger RNA of Orbilia oligospora ATCC 24927, 885 nucleotides long. RefSeq lists its product as uncharacterized. Bases 1 to 885 code for a protein of 294 amino acids. The record is from RefSeq and is a predicted model, not a curated record. The transcript is spliced from 2 exons. Lineage: Eukaryota; Fungi; Ascomycota; Orbiliomycetes; Orbiliales; Orbiliaceae.
AUGAAGUCCGCAUUUAUUUUGAGUAUCUUUGUGGCACUUGCUGCCGCCAUGCCCCAGGCUGAUCCUCUGUUGAAACGAGAAUCACCAAGCACACCUCCAGAUGAAGAGCCCAAGCCAUCUAUGCCAGAAGAGCCCAAGCCGGUCAAGCCUUCUAGGAUAGAGGGCCUAUGUAGCAUUUACAAUCCUUGCCCUGACGGCAAAGUAUGCAUCGGGGACCACAGACUCUACGGUAGCAACAAUCAAGGGUUCUGUGUCGACGAGCAGGUAGAGUGUGAAAUCUUCUCGACCGACAUUUAUAAAAACGAAUGCCCAGGAGACUACGCCUGUAUUCCUCGCGCAAACAAAUUGGAUUGCCCGAGCUGCGGGCUUUGCCUAGCGGCAAGUAGUUACCAGAAGGUAAAGGGCUUGCAACCAUAUUUUUGCGCAAGCAAAGAGCCCAAGAUGUGUUUUGAAGACGUGGACCCUGAAAAACGUGGUAAACGUAGUACUUGUCUCAACAAGGAAUUUUGGAAGGAAAUGGAUACCUGUCCUGAGCAUCUUACGGCACGGGUAUUUCGUUGCGGCAAGGGGGAUAGUGAAGAUGGCUGCGAUUCCAACACGGCUUGUAGGAAAGUUUGCCCUGAAUGGGACCUCUCUUGCAUCAAUGAACCGGGAAGUGAAUUCUGCAUACCAAAGAGCUAUCUAGAGCGCGUGUCUUAUUCACCGCCCUAUAAGCCAAAGCCAAAGCCAUCCGGCUCGAGCUCGAGCUCGUGUACAAACAAAGUCACGGUCACAGUAACAAGCAUGAAGACGAUGAAACCAGUUGUUAGAGUCAAGACCGUGAUAUCGAGGGUCACAGUCACGAGUAUCAGAUAUAAGUACUCCAAUAAGAAGAAUGACUAUUAG